Molecule: messenger RNA, 498 nt
Organism: Penicillium malachiteum
Lineage: Eukaryota; Fungi; Ascomycota; Eurotiomycetes; Eurotiales; Aspergillaceae
Exons: 1
Coding region: 1-498 (165 amino acids)
Source: RefSeq, a predicted model, not a curated record
AUGGCUGGUGUGGUUCAAUCCCAUCAGAACAAUCAUUCUAAAUCGAACACUAGGGCUGCAAAAGCACUACGUGUGAGCUUCGAGACGAUGAAAGAGUACGCCAUGCACCCUCAAAAGAGACUCACAAUGAGGUGGACCUUUGGUGAGAUCCUGCGGAGAUUUGAUAUCUCUUUGCUCUGUGAGGUAAUGCUCACUGGUUUCGAUAAGGCCGCAAUUGCGCUUCUCGGAGAGGAUGAAUGGACGGUAGAGAGCUUUAUUCGUCUUCUUCCUGCGAAUCAGAUCAUUCAACAGGGAGUCUAUCUCGAUUCACUAGUUUCCAUUUUGAUAUUGGUAGCUGGUUAUGGUGGCUCCGCAAAGCAUAUCCAGAAUCGGGAUAAACAACAUUCACGCAAGCAAAGCGAAAAGAACCCAAAAAUGUGUACUACAAGAAGCUUUCUGAGCUUGGUACUACUGGGAAUCGCCGAGCGCUUCUUAUUUUUUCACCUGAGAUACCAGUAA